AUGACAACACCUGCUAGCUCUGACAAAGUUUAUGAAGAUGCAUUGAUUGAAUUCGACUCUUAUACUCGUCCACAACCUAUGAUUGAUGGUAACUUACCGCGUCUUGACCAUACAUUAUCAAGACUACCUAAUAAUGCAUUAUCUCGAAUGCAUUUCAAAACAACGCAACAAAAGGAGCUGACAGAAGCAAUCGGCAUACAACUGAACAAGCUUUCCGAUAAAACUUCCCUAAAUGACAUACAUUUAAAAAUAUUACAGACAAAACUUUCAUUAAAAGCAGAACGUGAGAUUGAAGAGCGUAAACUUGAGGAGAUAAAAAGUCACGAUCGUCCAUUGUAUUACCAAUUGCCCAGUUCUGGGGUCAAGGACUUUUAUAGUGAAAUCAAGAAUUUCCUCCCACCAAAUGUGAACCUUGGUGGAAGCAACGCAACAAUAAAGAAUAACAUGCCUCAUUUUUACCGCAACAAAUUAAAAACAAGUGACAACCAGGCUCAGAACCGGCACGAUACCGAAGAUGAGGAUGAAAUGGAGGAUGACAACAGUUCUUCCCCAACUGGAGAUUGGGAAAACCCUAUUGUCAAACAAGCAUUGUCGCGACAAGUGGAUCUAGAAUAUUACACCAAGUUAUUGUUGCGCAACAUACUAUAUUUGAUCGUUUUAUUGUUAUUCAAAUCGUUAGCUCGAAAGUUUACCAUAUUGUAUGAAAUAAACUUGAAAGCGCAGCCACUUUAUAAGCAAAUGAUGUACAACAGUCACUUCAAUUUUGACACAUUUGUGGGCAGCAUUUACUUCAAUAUUGCUGAACAGUUGAUCACGAUUUGGCCACUAGUUAGUAUACUUAUAUCAGUAGCCAAGUUAUUGAAAGGUCAAGACCAGUGUUGGGAUCUCCCAUUAAGCAAUAACCAGAGAAGGUUGAUCGGACUACAAGUGGACGAUGUUGGUGAAGAUAAAGAGAACGAAGCUGAUCUAAUAAUUAGGCAAAGAAAAUACGAUACAGCUCAGAGUUUGGCGAACAGCUCAGUACCCAAAUAUAAACAAAUGACCGAGUUUACACUCCUAAACGGGGAUUCAACAAAUAAUUUACAAGACAAGUUUGCCACGAAUCGAUGGGUUUACAAGUAG
This is a messenger RNA of Lodderomyces parapsilosis, 1122 nucleotides long. RefSeq lists its product as uncharacterized. Gene Ontology annotation, cellular component: nuclear pore transmembrane ring; nuclear outer membrane. Bases 1 to 1122 code for a protein of 373 amino acids. Lineage: Eukaryota; Fungi; Ascomycota; Pichiomycetes; Serinales; Debaryomycetaceae. The transcript has a single exon. The record is from RefSeq and is a predicted model, not a curated record. Gene Ontology annotation, biological process: protein import into nucleus; spindle pole body duplication.